Messenger RNA from Salpingoeca rosetta, 1407 nucleotides. RefSeq lists its product as uncharacterized. Bases 1 to 1407 code for a protein of 468 amino acids. The transcript has 3 exons. Gene Ontology annotation, molecular function: nucleic acid binding. NCBI's taxonomy places the organism in Eukaryota, Choanoflagellata, Craspedida, Salpingoecidae. Gene Ontology annotation, biological process: DNA integration. The record is from RefSeq and is a predicted model, not a curated record.
AUGUCUGACCCGUCGGACCACGUCGUUUCCACGCCAGGAUUCAAGAUGGACCUGCCCAAGUUCACUGGCUCGCCCGGCACCUUUCAUGCGUGGAGCAUUCGCAUGAAGAUGGCGCUCAAGCUCCGCGGCGACGACGUCUGGGCAGCUGUGGAGGCAGGAGCAUCGUCAUCAGGAGGUCCAAGCUCAGCGACACGCUCAAACACGGGUGCUUCACACCACCUCACCUUCGUCAAGGACGCCUUCGUGGAGCUGUCACCGCACCUGCAACAGCACCAUCCACGCCACAUCACUGCGUUUGGCGGCACACGUGUGCCCGUGCGCGGUGUUGGCUCUGUGCUGUUGCAUGCACGCACGACGAGCGGAGCCAGGAUGCAGAUUGUGCUACAGGAGUGCCUCUACGUGCCCGAGGGCCACGCCAACCUCAUCGCCCUCGGUCGUCUGACAAGGGACAGCAGCGGCAGGCCAACGGGCCACUCGCAGCGUGAUGGCGCUGAUGGGCACUACGUGCGCUUCAGCCACGGAGCCGAGGUCAAGCUGAAGGAGCGCAACAGCCUCCGGUGCUGGCCCAUUGUUGCUGUUGGUCCAUCCACGGCACACGGACUCACCGCCGAUGCCUGCAAGCAACCACAGCAACCCGCAGCAGCUCCUGCAGCCCAGAGCAAAGCACACACACCAUCGAUGCAUGAGGUGCUUGGCCACCGCAACGACAACGACGUGCAGCAGUACUGCAAGCUGAUGGGCAUCGACGAUCGCAACGCCAUCAGCAGCAAGCAGUGUACAACGUGCGCAGUGACCAAGAGCACUCGUCACAGCGUCAGCAAGCACGCGGAGCGCACACAGGUGCCCGGCGAGCGCAUCCACGCCGACAUCGUCGACUGGACCGCGGACUCACCCACGGGCAAGCGCUACAGCCUCGUCAUCGUCGAUGAGGGAAGCAAGCUCCUGCAUGCAGUCCAUCUCAACGCCAAGAAGGACGCAGUUGCCGCGUUCCAGUCUUUCCUGCGCGAGACCAAGCUCCCCAUCUCGCCCACAACAACAGCACUCCAGACGGAUUCCGAUGCCAUCUUCCUCGGAGCUGACUUCCAGGCCAUCGUCAAGAAGCACCUGAAGCAGCACCAGCAGUCCCCGCCGUACACCCAGGCGCAGAACGGCAUCGUCGAGCGACAGGUGCGCACCCUCUCCGACAUGGUGCGAGCCAUGAUCACGGGUGCAGGCCUCGACGCAUCGUACUGGAGUCUCGCCUGCAACCACGCCCUGCACAUCCUCAACAACAUGCCUCGCCCUUCCCUCCACGGCAAGACACCGCUGCAGAUUGUCACGGGCUCGCUGCCCAAGCACGUGCCGCAGCUGCACAUCUUCGGGCAGCCGGCCGUCGUCCACAUCAGCAUGUUGAGAGUCAUGUUGUAA